Xiphias gladius (swordfish) is the source of this 3603-nucleotide messenger RNA. Its product is annotated as pikachurin. Gene Ontology annotation, molecular function: protein binding; calcium ion binding. The transcript is spliced from 26 exons. NCBI's taxonomy places the organism in Eukaryota, Metazoa, Chordata, Actinopteri, Istiophoriformes, Xiphiidae. The record is from RefSeq and is a predicted model, not a curated record. The coding region runs from base 1 to 3210 and encodes 1069 amino acids.
AUGGAGUCUGCACGUAAAGAAAGGAGUCUUCUGUACUUACUUCUCUUUGCAGUGUUCACGGCCAGCGUUUGCUUCUGUGCAAGAAGAUCAAAUGUUCGGAGAUCUGCAAAAAUGAAAAAUCGUCUCAGUCCUCCAUUAGACAUCCAACUGGAGACAAUCAACUGCACGGCCUUCAGUGUACGAUGGAAGAUGCCAAGGCGACAUGUUAGCACCAUCACUGGAUACAAGGUCUUCUAUACAGAGAUGAGGAAUGGCAAUCCAGUGGGCACAGCAUCUUUGAUGGAGGUGCCUCUCAGCUUGGACAUGCUUACCACUGGGCAAUUUGAUGGACAGGCAAGCUUUGAUGUGAACAUUGGUAGACUAAAGGUGAACUCUAAGUACAGAGUCAGUGUUGGAGCGUAUGGCUGGGCAGGGGAGGGUAGACCCAGCAUGCCCAGAGACAUCAGCACUGCUUCCCAUGAAAUGUGCAUGCCCCCGUCGCCCCCCACUCAGCCCGUUGUCAUGGCUGUAUCUGACACAGAGCUGGCGUUGUCAUGGCAGCACGGAGAGAGCGAGGGAAGUGCACCUGUUCUUCACUUCCUGGUGGCUUACAUCAGGCCAGAAAUGGACACGGAGUGGACGUAUAUUCGUGAGCCCAUUGAGACUAACUCCAUGGUUUUGAAGGGGUUGAUACCGGAAACAGAGUACCAGUUUGUUGUCAGGGCGGUCAACGUGCACGGAGUUAGCCCACCCAGCCACAUCAACAGCCCUGUGCGCACUCUCGGCGCUUCAGAUGUUGGCAGUGGUGAUUUUGGCCGUUACAUAACAGAUUCCAGGAUCAAAGAUGAAGAUGGCUUAGACAUUGAUGACUCGGAUUAUGAUAUCUUUAUUGAAGAGUUGAAGCCAUUCCCAGGUAUCAGUCAAGACAACAGGAAAUCCCAGCUCCGUUCACGCUCUGGUCCGCCACCUGGUCGGAACGUUGUUUACCGUAUGAACACCGUUGCUCCUCCCAAUGUUACUGCCCCCCCAGUUUCCACCACCACCUUGUCCAUCUUCCAAGACUUCACAGAUCUGGUCUUCUCAACCACUUCAGAGGCCAGACUUGACACCCCAGCUACAACACCACUUGCCACUACCAGCAUCACUUUGCCCACCACGACUACCACCCCAACCAUGUCCCCCUGGAAAGGUGAAGUGCCUCGUGUGUACGACCUGACCUGCGAUGAUACUGUGUGCCCCCCUGACAGCUUCUGUCUCAGUGAUUAUGACAGUGGAGGUUCGCGCUGCCACUGUAACCUCGGACGAAGAGGGGACACUUGCUCUGAGGUGCUAUCGUUGAACUUUCCUAAGUUCUAUGGUUACUCUCACAUGACCUUUGAACCCUUGAAAAACUCUUAUCAGACCUUUCAGAUCACUCUGGACUUCAAGGCAGACUCUGAGGACGGCUUGCUUCUAUACUGUGGAGAGAACGAACACGGCCGUGGAGACUUUACCUCUUUGGCUCUGGUUCGAGGCAAGCUGCACUACAGGUUUAACUGUGGUACAGGAGCAGCUCAGAUAGUCAGUGAGAGUCGUAUUGUUGUUGGUCAGUGGCACACAGUAACCAUCUUCAGAGACGGCAUGAGCGGCUGGCUCCGUAUGGACAACGACACCCCUAUAUCUGGACGCUCACAGGGCCAGUACACGAAGAUCACUUUCCGCUCCCCGCUGUAUGUGGGGGGAUCCCCGAGUGCUUAUUGGCUGGUCAGGGCGACAGGGACAAAUCAUGGCUUUGUGGGCUGCAUUCAGAGUCUGACCAUCAACAACAAGGCCACAGAUAUCAGACCCUGGCCUCUGGGCAGAGCUCUGAGUGGGGCUGAUAUAGGUGAGUGCAGCGACAGCGUGUGUGAUCUGGUCAGCUGUGCCAACGGCGGCGUCUGCUUUGCAAACCGUGCUGACGGCUACAUCUGCCUGUGCCCACUCGGCUUCAGGGGAGCGCUUUGUGAAGAGAGUUUCUCACUGUCCUCACCACUCUUCAAUGAGACAGUGUUUUCGUACGCCGUCAUCCCCUGGCCUCAGUCCUCUCAGAGUUAUCUGUCCUUCAUGGAGUUUGAGCUGACAUUUCGGCCAUUGAUGCCCGAUGGGAUGCUGCUGUACAGUGAUGACGCGGGCAGCGGAGACUUCCUGGCUAUAAACCUGGUGGACAGAUACGUAGAGUUCAGAUUUGACUGCGGCUCUGGAGGAGCAGUCAUAAGGAGUGAGGAGCAGGUCAGUCUGGACACAUGGCAUGAGCUGAGGGUGUCUCGCACAGCAAAGAGUGGUAUCCUGCAGGUGGACAGCCAGAGGCCAAUGGAAGGAAUUGCUGAGGGAGCUUUCACUCAGAUCAACUGCAGUUCACCUCUCUAUAUUGGAGGAGUGCCAGAAUAUGAUAAAACCAAGAGGACGGCUGGUGUAAUAAAGCCCUUCACUGGAAUUAUUCAGAAGCUGAUACUCAAUGACCGCACCAUCCCAAUAACAAAUGGCUCUGCUGGUGGUGUUAACAUAGCAAAUUCAGCACACCCAUGUGUGGAAAGUCCCUGCGCCAAUGGAGGGACCUGCAGGCCAAAGUGGGAUGGAUAUGAGUGUGACUGCCCCCUAGGGUAUGAUGGCAGGCACUGCCAGAAAGAGUGUGGGAAUUACUGUUUGAACACUGUGACUGAAGCCAUUGAGAUCCCACAGUUCACUGGGCGAAGUUACCUGACCUAUGACAACAGAGAUAUCCUUAAAAGGGUUACUGGGUCCAGGACCAACCUUUUCAUGCGUUUUAAGAGCACAGCCAAGGAUGGCUUGCUGCUGUGGCGGGGGGAGAGUCCAAUGAGACCCAACAGUGACUUCCUGUCUAUGGGGCUUCAGGAUGGUGCACUAAUCUUCAGUUACAACCUGGGCAGUGGUGCAGCUAGCAUUGUUGUCAACGGGACAUUUAACGAUGGAAAAUGGCACAGAGUGAAAGCAGUGAGGGAUGGGCAGUCAGGGAAGCUGACAGUGGAUGACUACGGAGCAAAGACGGGCAGGUCGCCAGGCAAAAUGAGACAACUCAAUAUCAACGGCCCUUUAUAUGUUGGUGGCAUGAAAGAGAUAGCGCUUCACACAAACAGACAGUACGUUGGAGGCCUGUUGGGCUGCGUGUCCCACUUCACACUCUCCACUGAUUAUCACUUAGCACUGGUGGAGGAUGCAGCUGAUGGCAAGAACAUCAAUACCUGCUCCAACUAGAAAAUGGCUUCGACACACAAAAAGUCCCUUUUCUGCACCAUUGUAAACUGGAGUGAACACCUCGACCAGCUGAUUUGUCGUCUUGAAACUGACUUGACAGCAACAAAUGAGCGAAAAACUAACACAACCUAAUUUUGGUUUACCGAUUCAGGGCUGACAUGGUAUAAACUCGAACUGGAAAAAGACUAACAACAAUGUUACUUGAGUCACAAGAGCCGUAUAAGUGGCUCUUGUGGCUCUUGUGUGGAAAGUUUUCAAACCAGCUCUAACCUGCCAGGUUGUGAGGUUUGUUUUAACAUUAACAACUUGAUGAAUUGCUCUGAAAAACAGUUUCGACACACGGCAACAGCAAAAAACGACCAGAGGAUAUUACAAAGCAAAAGUACUCUGUGA